Xyrauchen texanus (razorback sucker) is the source of this 2975-nucleotide messenger RNA. RefSeq names its product 28 kDa heat- and acid-stable phosphoprotein-like. NCBI's taxonomy places the organism in Eukaryota, Metazoa, Chordata, Actinopteri, Cypriniformes, Catostomidae. Bases 170 to 643 code for a protein of 157 amino acids. The record is from RefSeq and is a predicted model, not a curated record. The transcript has 6 exons. Gene Ontology annotation, molecular function: RNA binding. Gene Ontology annotation, cellular component: cytosol.
UAAGUGCUAGCAAAGGGAUCAAUUUAAGCCGACAGUGUUGUUUUUUAAUUUCACAUUGAUAAAGCUCCGUUUUUAGAAAUUGGCAGACCGCAACGUAAGACAGACCUUACGGAUAUCGUACAUUUGACGACCAGAACUUAUCCUUUCACUUAAAGUCUCAGUUAUCACCAUGCCGAGAGGAGGCAAAAGGGGCCAUAAGGGCCGUGGGAAGCAGUUCAGCAAUCCCGAAGAAAUUGACCGACAGAUGAAAGCUCAGAGGGAAAUGGAGGCAAAUGAGGGGGCUGAACGUGAAAGUGAAUCCGGGUCUGAAGAGGAGAGCAGCAGUGACGAUGAACAACCAAAAAGGAAAGGUGUGGAGGGAAUAAUUGAAAUUGAGAAUCCGAAUCGGGUCUCCCAGAAGAGCAAGAAGGUCUCUGAAAUUGAUGUCAGUGCACCCAAAGAGCUCUCACGUCGGGAAAGGGAGGAGAUCGAAAAGCAGCAAGCUAAGGAGCGGUACAUGAAACUACAUCUAGAGGGGAAGACAGAGCAAGCCAGGGCUGAUCUUGCCAGACUGGCCAUUAUCAAAAAGCAGAGAGAAGACGCAGCAAAAAAGAGAGAUGAGCUAAGAAAAGAAAAAGCAGAAGAGACAAAGUCAAAACGCUAGCCUGACCGCCAUCCUGCUGGACAGGGCAAAACGCUAGCCUGACCGCCAUCCUGCUGGACAGGGCAAAACGCUAGCCUGACCGCCAUCCUGCUGGACAGGGCUUUUCUGGGGAGGGAGGGACGAUACAUUAUUGCUAGAGGAAAUGGCUCAGAGGCUCAGGGGUAUCCAUAUAUGUCAUCCUUCUAUUCCUCAGAAGUUGGAGGGAGAUUGGACAUUUACAUGAAGUGAACCAGGAGGGGUGUAUGGUGUUAGAGCUUGUUGGGUUAUAAUUUUACAACACUGCCAAGCUUCACUCACUGAAUCCCUCUUUUGACACUCUCACUGUGCUCCGACUGUAAAGCUGCUGGAGUUUACUCUUAAUUUUGGCAUUUCUUUGAAAUGAUCACUAUUAGAUUAGAUUGGGAUAUUAUGGAAGAGGUAUAGUUGCAGCUGUACAGACAUGGGCUUUUGUGUUCUGCAGCAGGAAAUGGUUCUAAACCAUGUGGACCAGGUUAUAGUGAGGACCAGUCAAACACGAACCAAACAUUAUGCAUGUAUAGAAUAGGGAUGGGCAUUUUGGUCAUUUGUCUACUCAAGUACUCAGACUAAUUACACAAUCACUAGUGCGUCUUGUUAAUCCAUUGGAUCGUCUAUUUAUUAUUAUAGGCUGUUAUAAAAUAAUCUGUUACAAAAUGUACAAAAGAUUGGACAAUCAAAAUAUAAUGCAUCAUAUUUUGUCAUCAUGUGAAGAUUCGCUGCCCAACUUGAUGAAAGAAUGGGCACAACGCACGUCUGUCUGUUCCUUCAGGUUACUGUAGUAUUCUUAGUAAGCGUGCACCAGUUUUUUUUUUUUUUUUUGUUACUGUCCGAACAGUCCAUUUUCAAAUCGCGGUUGGUUUAACAGGAGACGCCAUAACCAUCGCGUUUUUAAUAUGUGUGUUAAGUUGAAGUUUUAUUUGAAGACGCUGCGUUCUGUUCCAUUUAGCUAUAUAGCUGUUUGAAACACUCGCAGUGGGUUGAGUCCACUGCCACAUUCCUGGUGUGUGGGUGUGUCCCCAAGCGUUCGCUCCUGUGGGAAAGCCGCGUUGCUCUGUAUUGUUGCUGUGAUGAUUCAUUAAGCGUUCCAUUCAACUCAGAGAGUCGGAAUUUCCACUUUUUUUUACUGGGGAAAGUGCUGCGGAAUGACACUGUCGGACUUCUAACUUGGAAACUUGUGCGGAAAUCUUCAAGUCACAUUUAGUCAAGAUGCAGUGUGUGUUACGUCACGCAAACAUUUCGGCACCCAGGGAGGUUUACAGUCAGUGACAAAUUCACUUUUAUUAAAUAAUAUCCAUUAACGAGUCAAAGUUCUUACAUUUAAAUGAUGAUAAAACAUGUUUAGCAGACGUUUUGAAGUGACGUGUUCAAAACAGUGUUAAUUAUACUCUUUUCAUUAUCGUAAUGAUAGAAUUGCAGUAUCGUGUAUCAGUUUGGUUGCUAUGAGACGUCUCUGACAAUCAAUGUACCCCUCAAAAUCACAACGUAAACGAUCCCAAAAUUUAAAAAUAAGCUCCCACUUUAACACGUGUGUUUAGUUCAGGUAAUUGUCACUAAAUUUCGAAUUAAGUGAAAGUCACAUCAUGCAUGAUCGCCAUUGAUCAUCGUUUUCAUGAUCGAUCAUUGCUGCCACGUUCGAGUACUCGUGCCCAUCCCUAGAAUAGAAUGCCAUCAGAUCAUGUUUUGUCCUAAAUUAUGUUCACUUUUUGUGGCCUCAUUCUGUAGGUGCAAAACAAUGAUGCUGUUUUCAUUCAGAUGUGUUCAUUAAUGGUUGUUUUUUUGUUUUAUUUAUUAAGUUGUGUAAUCUGGGCAUGUUGAGAUUGCUAUGACCUAAUGCUGCAGGUUAUAUCCUUAUUUAAAUUGUCAAUGUUUUUAAGAAUAAAAAAAAGAAAAACAAUGCAUACUCCUUGCAAGGCAGUAGUAUCAAUAGACCAGUAUUAAAGUAGCAACCUGAGUUUUUGCAUGUCCUUUAAGAAAAACAGGAAAGAGUGCUCACCAUGUAAACUACACUGUCCUGUUUCUCAGGGGUUUUGUAUUUCUCUUGAAAUGGGACCAUUAUUUUUGCCAACUGGUGUAACCUCUUAGUGGUUUGAAAUGUUUCUGCUCUAGCCCACUGCUGGGUCCUGACUUGCCUUAACCAUCUAGGAAAGCAAUAUUACCUUAAUGAUGAUGGUGCACCAUUUUUUUCAGCUCUAAAUCACAAUUAUUACAAAAUGUUUUAACAUUUGCAAACCAUUCACCAGUAUGGAAAUUAUAAUAUUUACAUAGCGAAAAUAAUUCAAAUAAUUGCAAAAUUAAAAUGUUGCAUACGAAUAAA